AUUUUAUACUAUAUGUGAGUCUUAUCCUCUAUCCAAACCGACCCUAAUUGUACCCAAUUGUUGAAUCUCGAUUAUCGAUCAAACCCAUUUCCAAUUUAGUAGCAAUAACAAUACCCCGAUUAGCAGAAUCAGAUCUUGGCCUCCGAAAUUCGGUGUUCGAUGGGUACGGUUGAAGCAUGCAAGGACCUAACAAUCUCGUCAUCUACGUCUCGUACGGAGAUCAUAAAUGGAAGCCAUGAGUUCCGAAUCAUGGGCUAUUCGCUCAAUAAGGGUAUGGGGAUCGGCAAGUACGUCCAGUCCGAGACCUUCGUCGUUGGCGGUUAUGAGUGGGCGAUCUACUUUUAUCCGGACGGUAAGAGUCCCGAGGAUAAUGCGUCGUACGUAUCUCUGGUCAUUGCCCUAGCCAGUGAUGGCACAGACGUGAGGGCGCUCUUUGAGCUCACACUCGUGGACCAGAGCGGAAAGAACAGACACAAGGUGCAUAGUCAUUUUGGAAGGACGCUUGAGAGCGGGCCUUUGUCCCUUAAAUGCAGGGGAAGCAUGUGGGGUUUCAAACGCUUUUUCAAAAGAAGUAUGUUAGAGACUUCAGACUACCUUAAAGAUGAUUGCCUUUUGAUACGCUGUCGUGUUGGUGUCGUUAGGUCUCAAACGGAGGGACCUAAGACUUACAGUAUUACAGUUCCACCUUCUGACAUUGGUCAGCAUUUUGAGCAGCUUUUAGAAAGCAGAAAGGGAGCAGACGUGAUAGUUGAGGUUAAUGGAGAAAAUUUUCCUGCGCACAAGUUGGUUCUUGCAGCACGUUCCCCUGUGUUUAAGGCACAACUCUUUGGUCCAAUGAAGGAUAUUAACACUGAGUGCAUGGACAUUGACGACAUGGCAGCCCCAAUUUUUAAGGUUUUCUCCAUUUUCCUUAUGUUUGUGACUUUGUGUGCAUUGUGUGUUUGCACAUACAUAUCAAUUUCUUGCAUAUUUUCGCUCAUGUAGCUUAGCCCAUGGUUAAUACCUGGUAAGCCUUACUGAUUUCUCCCAUGUGGGUCUAAAGCAUAAGGCCUGAUCUGAUACUUCUGCUGACUAUGAUUCUUGAUUGUGACAUUUUGUGCUAUGAUUUAUCUGUCGAGUGUCUUGGAUGAAUUUGGAAAGGCGUUAGAGAUAAAUGGUGAUGAAUAUUCAAGAAUUACUUUUGCAUAUA
Molecule: messenger RNA, 1189 nt
Organism: Tripterygium wilfordii
Lineage: Eukaryota; Viridiplantae; Streptophyta; Magnoliopsida; Celastrales; Celastraceae
Product: BTB/POZ and MATH domain-containing protein 2-like
Exons: 2
Coding region: 160-984 (274 amino acids)
Biological process (GO): protein ubiquitination
Molecular function (GO): protein binding
Source: RefSeq, a predicted model, not a curated record